CGACGACCAGGUUCCACAGCGAGGGUUCCUGUACCACUCUUUUUCCCCUCAAGUUACAUUACCUUCGUACAAUCUGACCUCUCUGCCACACUCGCUCUCUCAGAAGCUAUGGAUCUCUCCUCCGUUCUCUACCUCGCCCUCCCCCUCUCCGUUCUCGCCCUCACCAUCCUCUACUUGUCCCAUCGCCGCCCUGGCCCGGCGAAGCAACCAAAUUCCGCAGCCCGGGCCGGCUCCUUCUACGAGCUCAUGAAGAACAGCCACCGCAUCCUGGACUGGACGGCCGAGCUCCUCGCGGCGAGCCCCACCGGCACGGUCACCACCUUCAUGGGCGUCGUCACCUCCAACCCCUCCAACGUCGAACACAUCCUCAAGAACCGCUUCGACAACUACCCCAAGGGCGACCGCUCCACCACCAUCCUCGCCGACUUCCUUGGCCGCGGCAUCUUCAAUUCCGACGGCGACCACUGGAAGCUCCAGCGCAAGACCGCCAGCCUCGAGUUCAACACCAAGACCAUCCGGACGUUCGUCCUCCACAACAUCCGCCGCGAGGUCGCCGGUUGCCUCCUCCCCAUCCUCGCCGCCGCCGCCGCCGCCGGAGAGGUGCUCGACCUCCAGGACCUUCUCGAACGUCUCGCGUUCGAUAACGUGUGCAAGGUUGCCUUCAACGAGGACCCCGGCCGGCUCGCCGGCGACACCGACCAGGGCCGAGAGUUCGCCAACGCCUUCGAGGAGGCCACCAACCUCGUCGUCCAGCGCUACCGCCACCCUUUCCUUUUCUCCUGGAAGCUCCAGCGGUUUUUGGGGAUCGGCUCCGAGAAGCUCCUCAAAGAGAAGAUCGCUACGGUCCACCGGUUCGCCAUGCGGGUGGUCAGGGCCAAGAAGCGAGCUGAGGCCAGAGGGCUCGGCGACGACCUCCUCUCCCGGUUCAUAGCCGAAGCGGACUACUCCGACGAGUUCCUGAGGGACAUCAUCAUCAGCUUCGUUCUGGCCGGGAGGGACACCACGUCGGCCACCCUCACCUGGUUCUUCUGGCUCAUCUCGACCCGGCCGGACGUAAAGAACCGGAUCAUGGACGAGAUCCGGUCGGUGCGGUCCAAAAAACAGAAGCCGGCCGAGGCAACGUUCACGUUGGAUGAGGUGAGGAACAUGGACUACCUGCACGCAGCAUUGUCGGAGACGCUGAGGCUGUACCCGCCGGUGCCGCUGCAGACGAGGGAAUGCGCGGCGGACGACGUGCUUCCGGACGGCACGAAGGUGUCCAAGGGGCGGCCGGUGAUGUACAGCUCGUUUGCGAUGGGGAGGACGGAGAGAAUAUGGGGGAAAGACUGUCGGGAAUUUAAGCCGGAGAGAUGGCUGGAGAAUGGGGUGUUCCAGCCCAAGAACCCAUUCCGCUUCCCGGUGUUCCACGCCGGGCCAAGGAUGUGUCUAGGGAAGGACAUGGCGUACAUCCAGAUGAAGGCGGUGGCGGCGACCGUGAUGGAGAGGUUCGAGGUGGAGGUGGUGGACAGGGAGAAGGAGAGGGAGCCGGACUUUACCAUGAUACUGAGGGUAAAGGGCGGGCUGCCGGUCAGGGUCAGGGAGAGGCCGGCCGAGGGCGUUCUCGCGGCUUAAACGGGUUCGGUCGGGCCAGUUGUGUCAUGGGAUGGGGAAUUGGGUCCGAGACUAUUCAAGUGUUGUAGCUGGGUUUGAGUCUUCCGAGUCGCAGUAAUAUCCGCAUGCCGACAUGCCAGCGUGGUGUGAAUUCUCCAGGGCUUUGUACUUGGUGUGGUGGCUAAUGGCUUCAUAUAUAUAAUUUUCGAGAUUAAAUAAACAAAGGCUCAUGGUUUAUUUAAAUAA
Molecule: messenger RNA, 1836 nt
Organism: Phoenix dactylifera (date palm)
Lineage: Eukaryota; Viridiplantae; Streptophyta; Magnoliopsida; Arecales; Arecaceae
Product: cytochrome P450 CYP94D108-like
Molecular function (GO): oxidoreductase activity, acting on paired donors, with incorporation or reduction of molecular oxygen; heme binding; iron ion binding
Source: RefSeq, a predicted model, not a curated record